GCAAAUCUUCAAACUCACUCUCUUUUAAAGACAUCAUUACACAAGAAUCAUCAGAUAAAAAUGGAAAAGACCUCAACUGUUUCAUUGAUUAAUUAUCAAGAACAGGACUAUUCAAAUAUGUUGAACACUUCCACGGUUGAACCUAACAUUUCUACUUUACCGCCAGCCAGAUCACCGUCUCUAAGUGAUAUCGAUUAUAGUGAAUUUGUUAGACGUUGGUUUUAAUUUUUUGUAAUGAUAGUUUUGUUCUUAAUUGGAACGUUCGGAAAUAUACACACAAUACUAGUUUACUGGCGUGUAGUAGAAAUGCAAGAACGUUCCCAUGUUCGUACAAUAAUUAUCUGGCUCUCUGCUGUAGACUUAACUACAUGUGUCGUAGUUAUGCCUUUCGAGACGAUUCUCGUUCGCUUAUGGUUUUCCGUAUCAUCAAAUGCUGUUUGCAAACUAAUUCGAUAUAUCGCUCACACGACUGUCGUCUCUUCAUGCUUGAUUUUAACUGUAAUUGGACACGAGAGAUAUAGGAAUAUCUACAGUAUAUUGUUAGGUACAAAAUCAGAAGAACGUCGUGUGAUUUGUAAAAUAAACAGAUGGUUAAAAGGAAAGUCUACUCAUUUUCGUCAAAAUUUCAUUUGUUCUUUUAUCUUAAUAUUUUGCUCUGUUUUGUUCACCCCGAUUUUCGUCUUUCUUGGGAUUGAAACGGUUCCAUUGAACUUUCCAAAUAUAUAUGGAACGCAAUGCAUAACGCUCAAACAGUACAGAUCUAGCCUGACCGCUGGAUUGUAUUCAGCGGUAGGCGGUUUACUUGGGUUAUUUUGUUUCAUGUACUGUUGUUUUUGCUAUGGAAAGAUAUUAUACUUAAUUUACAAACAGUAUAAGAAAGAAAAAGCAAGACGAAAAACCAGCAUUCACCUGAGAGCAAAGGUUCACAAGGCACAGCAAUCCUCUAACUACAAAAAAAGAAAACCGAAAUACAAGGUUACAAUUAGUCUACUUGCCGUGACUUUACUCUCGUUCUGUAGUUUGGUUCUUUAUUCCAUUGGAUCAGCAAUUAUAGUCUCGAAUUCACCACUAAAAGAUGCUACCAUUACACUUCUUCUGAUGCGGGCUUGUUUUAUUAAUAAUGCAUGUAAUCCCAUUAUAUAUUUUAUUUGUGACAACAAAUACAGACAGGCUUGCAAGAAACUGUAUAUAAAAUAAAGCUAAACAAACAAAACGUAUAUAACAAAAGUGAGGAAAUUGCAUGAUUCCGAAAAGGAGCAAGAUCGGGUGCAUCGAAUGUGACGGCAUUUCCGGCUAUGCAUAAAUCACCCACCAUGUAAAACAAUUGGAACAUUUUUAAAAAGAAUUCAAAGACCAAGAAUUGGAAUAUGGACGAAUGAAAGUUUUACCAAU
Messenger RNA from Mytilus trossulus (common blue mussel), 1392 nucleotides. Its product is annotated as neuropeptide Y receptor type 6-like. Gene Ontology annotation, molecular function: G protein-coupled receptor activity. The record is from RefSeq and is a predicted model, not a curated record. Lineage: Eukaryota; Metazoa; Mollusca; Bivalvia; Mytilida; Mytilidae. Gene Ontology annotation, biological process: G protein-coupled receptor signaling pathway. Gene Ontology annotation, cellular component: plasma membrane. The transcript is spliced from 2 exons. The coding region runs from base 235 to 1197 and encodes 320 amino acids.